Molecule: messenger RNA, 2618 nt
Organism: Pistacia vera
Lineage: Eukaryota; Viridiplantae; Streptophyta; Magnoliopsida; Sapindales; Anacardiaceae
Product: probable inactive receptor kinase At5g58300
Exons: 3
Coding region: 439-2346 (635 amino acids)
Biological process (GO): protein phosphorylation
Molecular function (GO): ATP binding; protein binding; protein kinase activity
Source: RefSeq, a predicted model, not a curated record
UCCUCAACUAGAAGUGAAGCUGAGGUUUAUUGUGUUUGUGUUAAUGUUAAUGUAAAUGCAGCAUCGAGAUCUGCGUUUUUCACACUUCGUUGGCUUAACGCAGAAGCUUUCAAACUCCUUUGAAUUGAAUUGAAAGCUCUGCCGAAUCUCCUACAACUCAAGUACUUUCUUCUACUUCUACUUGAGCUUCCUACUUUAAUUUAACCUGCUUUUUUUAGUGAGCGUGUAACUCAAGUUUUGCCGUUAAAGCUAUAGAUUUUGUUACCCCCUUUUCAUAUGUUCCUGUGUUCCAUUUUAACGUUAAGCCAUGUCUUGUUGCUGUCUUCUUCAAGCUCCUGCUUCAUGACAACACCAAUCCCAGGAGAACUUGAAGAAUUUGUGAAAUUACACUCUUCACGGUAGCAAGCACCUUCAUAGAACUUCAAUCAACAACACACUAUGAAGCUGCACUCAUUUUUUGAAGCACUGCCUCUGCUCUUGCUCCUUUUCUCUAUUCCCCAAAUAAUUGCUGAUCUGAAUUCAGACAAGCAAGCCCUCCUUGAAUUUGCUGACAGUGUUCCUCAUGGGCGGAAGCUAAAUUGGAGCAAUUCUACCUCUAUUUGUACUUCUUGGGUUGGCAUCAGUUGCACCCAGGACAAAUCUCAUGUGCUUGCUGUCCGCCUCCCUGGUGUUCGUCUGAAUGGUCCAAUUCCAGAGAACACACUUGGAAAGCUGGACUCACUUAUGAUCCUCAGCCUCCGAUCAAACGGCCUCAGUGGGGAUCUUCCAUCUGAUGUACUCUCCCUUCCAUCCCUUCGCUACAUAUAUCUUCAAAAAAACAACUUCUCAGGAAAUAUUCCUUCCACCCUUUCCCCCCAGCUUAACUGGAUUGAUCUCUCCUUCAACUCCAUCACAGGCAACAUUCCAGCCACAGUUCAAAAUUUAACACAUCUCAUAGGUUUGGACCUCCAAAAUAAUUCCCUUACAGGAGUCAUCCCUAAUCUAACUCUUCCAAGGCUUACACAAUUGAAUUUGAGCUACAACCACCUAAAUGGUUCAGUUCCACCUGCCCUUCAGAAGUUCCCUUCAGCCUCCUUCGAAGGGAAUUCCAUGUUAUGUGGACCACCUCUAAACCAAUGCUCCACAAUUUCCCCCUCACCUAGUCCAUCCCCAGCUUACUUUGUACCUCCGCCAACAGGUCCCAAAGAACCAAGAAAGAGCCCUAAGAAGAUACUCAGUACUGGCGCUAUAAUUGCCAUAGUAAUUGGGGGUUUAGCUGUUUUGUUCCUUCUAAUACUCAUGAUGGUAAUUUGCUGUUUCAAGAAAAAAGAUACUGAAGGUGCUGCGGCCGCAAAAGGGAAGGUUGGAAGGGGUGAAAAGCCCAAGGAAGACUUCGGGAGCGGGGUUCAAGAGGCUGAGAAAAACAAGCUGGUUUUCUUUGAAGGUUCUUCAUAUAAUUUUGAUCUGGAGGACUUACUAAGAGCUUCAGCUGAAGUGCUAGGAAAGGGAAGUUAUGGGACAACUUAUAAAGCCAUCUUGGAGGAGGGAAUUACAGUGGUAGUGAAGAGGCUGAAAGAAGUGGUUGUGGCGAAAAGAGAAUUUGAACAACAAAUGGAAAUUGUAGGGAGGAUAGGUCAACACCCUAAUGUCGUGCCUAUCCGUGCUUAUUACUUUUCUAAGGAUGAGAAACUCCUUGUUUAUGACUUCAUAGCCGGUGGGAGCUUUUCCGCAUUAUUGCAUGGAAACAGGGGAACUGGACGAACUCCACUAGACUGGGAAUCAAGAUUAAAGAUUUCGCUUGGAACUGCAAGGGGCAUUGCCCAUAUUCAUUCUGCAGCUGGGGGGAAAUUAAUCCAUGGGAACAUCAAGUCAUCUAAUGUCCUUCUCACCCAAGACUCUACCGGAUGCAUCUCUGAUUUUGGCUUAACUCCUCUAAUGAGUUACCCAACAGUCCCCACGAGAAGUGCAGGCUACCGUGCUCCCGAGGUGAUUGAAACAAAAAAGUGUACCCAAAAAUCUGAUGUCUACAGUUUUGGUGUCCUUCUCCUGGAGAUGUUAACUGGGAAAGCACCAAUCCAAGCAUCAGGACACGAAGAUGUGGUUGACCUUCCGAGGUGGGUUCAGUCUGUUGUUCGAGAAGAAUGGACCUCUGAGGUGUUUGAUGUAGAGCUAAUGAGAUACCAGAAUAUCGAAGAAGAGAUGGUGCAGAUGCUUCAGAUAGCAAUGUCGUGUGUAGCAAGGGUGCCAGACAUGAGACCUAAGAUGGACGAAGUUAUAAGGAUGAUUGAGGAAAUUCAGCCAUCUGAUUUAGAGAACCGGCCAUCAUCAGAGGACAAGUCCAAGGGUUCAAACACACAAACCCCUUAAGCAAUCCAACAAUGAUGUUCUUAUUCAGUUCAUAGCUCUGCUUGUUCCAUUUCGAGAAUGAAGAUCUAUUGCCUAAAUUGCUUGCUUUUCCAACGGUAAACUGUGUGAUUCUUUUAGGAUUUUAGUGUCAAAGAAUUUCACCAACUAUCAUUUUUUCCUCCUCUUUUGCUAUCAUUGUAGCUAAGUUAUUUCUAAAUAAAUCACACUUUAUUACAUGUAUAUCCAUGUCUGUACUUGGUAGAAGAAUAAUAGUGUUCUCAACAACUUCUCGC